UUAAUGCUAUUUCUGUUUAGUUGAACCAAGAAGCUGAAAGUUUAGAUUGGACGAGAUCAAGAAGUCACACACUGAGUGGAGUGCAGUAUCCAGAGCAUUGUGAAGAAAAUUUCUAUGUUGGAGGCAGAAGUAAUUCUUCUCAGAAGCUUGGAGGAAAUAUGUCAGAUCGGCUUCCAAGUGCUCGUACAUCUUCAGUGGCUGCUGCUUAUCAACGUCUAGCAACUGCUUCUCAUGAUAGUGUGUAUGAAGUACAUGAAGAAUCACACCCUGAUGAUUCCCUCCCCCAUAUGCAAAAAGAAUCCAGCCAUGUGGAUUUUGUGGGAAAAGGAAACUUAGAGAUCGGAAGUUCACACAAAAUUCAGUGGAAACCUGAUAUGGAGCCUGAUCCUGAUGACCAGUCUGGUAAUCAGAACAAUUUUGAGCCCAGUCCUGAUGAAUCUUCCUCACAAUCUUCGAGAAGCGGGACCCUUUUUGGACAAGAUUUCAGUGAGUCUAUGAUGUCUCAACCUGUGUCGCAUUCGGUAAGUAACAGGAAGUUGGAAGGGACAGAGUCUCGUGAAGAACCAGAUGCUGAUUACAUGGAAGCUUGCUUGAAGCAUGAUGUUGUAGCUGAACCUGAACCUUUUCACUCUCACGAGAUAGAGAUUUUGGAAAGCAGGAUUCAGCCAAGGAAUAAUGUGGACGAACCUGAUCCUGAUGACUUGGAUGCAAAACCAGAUGAUUUAGGAUGUGGUUCUUAUGGAAAUAUCAUAAGACCUAACCAUGAUGAUUCUUUGGUUAGUGAAACUAUCAAAUAUGAAGCCCAUCCAAGGAAGGUUCAUAAUGAACCUGAUCCUGAUGAUUCUCAAUCAAAUGGAGUCAUUCUGGCAGAGCCUGAUCCUGAUGAUUCUCAAUCAAUUGGAAUCAUUCAGGCAGAGCCUGAUCCUGAUGAUUCUCAAUCAAUUGGAAUCAUUCAGGCAGAGCCUGAUCCUGAUGAUUCUCAAUCAAUUGGAAUCAUUCAGGCAGAGCCUGAUCCUGAUGAUUCUCAAUCAAUUGGAAUGAUUGAUGAUUUGCAAUCAAAUGGAGUCAUUCAGGCAGAGCCUGAUCCUGAUGAUUCUCAACCACUUGGAAUCAUUCAGACAGAGCCUGAUCCUGAUGAUAAUUUGGUGCAUCCACGGGAAAUAUCCAGAAUGCAGAUUGAUGAACCUGAUCCAGAUGAUGAAGAAUUUCAAAGAAUUCAAGACCCUGUGACAGUUUUUUGUAAACGCUUACAGGAGAACAUUGAGUUGCUGCAAGCUGAGGUUAAUCCCACUCAGGCUACCACAGUCCUCCAAACUCUCUUUAAGAUAAUUAGGUACAGUAAUCUAAUUUGACUUUUAGCUUGUAGCCUUCCUCCAUGCACAUAUAGAAUUUUUUGAUUGGUGUAUCACCAGCUGGUUUUAUCUUUUAUUUUUUACAAUGAGCAUGGGAUGGGUCACAUUUAUAUCCAGUCUCUUGCUUUGAAGCAACUUAUGGAACUCAGGAAGCCCCUACAUAUAAACUGCAUUGUUAUGUCAAUCUGUUGUUGUACCUUUCU
This is a messenger RNA of Prunus avium (sweet cherry), 1555 nucleotides long. NCBI's taxonomy places the organism in Eukaryota, Viridiplantae, Streptophyta, Magnoliopsida, Rosales, Rosaceae. The record is from RefSeq and is a predicted model, not a curated record.